Molecule: messenger RNA, 1572 nt
Organism: Caretta caretta (loggerhead turtle)
Lineage: Eukaryota; Metazoa; Chordata; Testudines; Cheloniidae
Source: RefSeq, a predicted model, not a curated record
AUUUCUGCACCAGACUCAGCGGAUCCAGUUUGUUGAAGUUAGUGACAACGCAAAGAUCCACUGUUCUUCCACAGAAAACUUGGAGGGAGGAAGUAGCAUGUUUUGGUAUUUGAGAAGAGAAGGUGAGAAACCCACCUGCAUUAAGCGCUGUUUGGAUGAUCAAAAUGUAAGUAAAUUUGCUUGCAAACAUGAGACACACAGCUCGACACUGGAAAUCAGCAACGUCCAAAAGACUGAGUCUGGCAUUUACUACUGUGCAUAUAGAUACAGCAGCUACCUGAUUUUUGGGAAUGGAUCCACGCUGAUUGUUGGAGACAGUUAUACCAAGAGCAGCUGGGUGAUGCUUCUGGUUCCAUUUCCACGUGACAGUCAAGUCACUGGGACAGCAAAUCUGGCUUGUGUGAUCCAUGGAGUGUCCAGCCCGGUCCAUGUUUCCUGGAGUGUUUCUGGGGAGCUGCAGGAACAGGGGCUGACACACUCACUGAAAGCAAAGGAUGGAUCUUUAACCCUCAUAAAUCACAUCAGCGUCCCCAUGGACACCUGGACCAGUGGGAAGAAUUUCACCUGUGAAGUCAAAUUCAACUCUUCCGGCAACAGUGUGAAGAAAAGUACCAGAUAUUCUGCAGCCCCUGCCAGAGAGUGCUCACAUUACAUUGUGCCCCUUGCGGCUGGAGCUGGUCUGCUGCUGCUGGUGGUGUCUCUGAGCCUCGUCUGGACCCUCUGCCCUUCCACGCUAGGAUUCCAGCCCAGGGUCUCAGCACCCCCAGCUUCCGAGGAGCAACAGAAAUAAAAAGUCAGAAGACCCCCACAGAGUCCAGUCUCAUCAGGUGGGAAAUCUCCUCUUGGGAUGUAAAGACAUCGUGGUGUAGAUGACUUUACACGUCACAUGUGUAUUAGAUUGGAAGCUCUUUGGGGCAGGGACUGUCUCUUUGUUCUGAGUUUGUGCAGCGCCUAGCACAAUGAGGCCUGGUCCAUAACCAGGGCUGCUGAGUGCUAUGGUAACACAACAAUUGUCAUCAUCAUCCUCCCCCACGUGCAGGGGGACCCGGACACAGCUGAAAGGCUGUGGCUUCCCUGGACAGAUGGCAGGAGCCUGCAGAGGGGACGUGCAGCCCCUGUAUAUGCCACAGCUCCCCUGAUCCUCAGCAGGCACAUGAUGCCUUUGCAGUAACAUUACAUGGACGUACAAUGGGAUUGGGAAGGGGAAGGACGGAUGCGGGAGGAGAUGGGAGGGAUGGGAAUCUCUCCCCAGGCCAGGGCUGGAGCUGCUAGUCCAGUGUUUCCUCUGGAGCAGUGUUUCUCAAUGACCUGUCCGUGGACCAGUGCCGGUCCUUGAGAUCUCCCUGACACAGUUUAGGAAGGCAGCCAGCCGGUCCCUGGUAUCAGAAAGGUUGAGAAAUGCUGGUGUAGAAGCUGCUUCUUUCCCCAAAAGCGAAAUCCACAGGGCCCCAGGUGCCAGCCUCCGUGCACCAUCUAACAAUAACAACACGUUAUCAAUGACUUGAGCUCUCCUGGUGCCUGAGCCUGCAUGCGCUGCCUGUUUACAUCACAACUUGUUGUUCAAGCUGUCAU